Molecule: messenger RNA, 663 nt
Organism: Vigna umbellata (rice bean)
Lineage: Eukaryota; Viridiplantae; Streptophyta; Magnoliopsida; Fabales; Fabaceae
Source: RefSeq, a predicted model, not a curated record
AUGAGAGUGCAGAGCAAGCAAGAAACGUUUGCAUGGUAUGAGGAAUGUAGGGAAUUGGUAAGGGUGAAAGCCAAAAACCUAGAAAAGGAGCAGCCGAGAUGCUUGGUUGAUGGAAAUGAACUGCUCAGAUUUCAUGGCACAACACUUGCAUGUUCACUUGGUUCAAACGCUUCCUCUUCUACCCUUUGCACUUUAGACCACUGUGGUGUCUGUCAAAUUCUGAAGCAUGGUUUUUACUCCAACCAAGAACUAUUUAAUGGUGCACUUGGGGUUUGCACCUCUUCUAGCAGUGCAAAAGCUAUUCAUUCAAUUUGCUCACCCAAUAACAAAUCUGUGACGAGAAAAUGUGUUAUGCUGUGCAGAGUGAUAGCUGGGAGAAUCCAUAAUCCUCUACAAGAGAUUGAGGAAAUCACUCAUACUGGGUUUGAUUCUUUGGUAAAGAAAAUGAGAGACCACUCAGAGAUUGAAGAACUCGUUGUGUUAAAUCCUAGAGCUGUGCUCCCUUGCUUUUUGUGGAUGGCGAAAUGGAUAGUGUUUGCGCUUUGGAUUCGCCUCUUGAAUAAGGGGUUCUACUUCUUAGUUUUCUCUACGGCUUCUGAUUUCUCGCUGGGAAAGGUCUUGGGGUGGAUGAUGAUGAUUGGGGUUGAAAAUCUGGGUUGUUAG